AUGUCCAAUUCUCACUCACCCAUUCUCGAUGCGCCCAAGGUAAUCUUGAUUAAACCACCAAUUAAGAACCCUAAUUAUGGCUUAAAUAUUUUUUAUUCCUCUUUCAUUAUUUGUCUUGUAAAGCAAAUACUUCCAGAUUCCAAAAGGCGAAUCCUUCGAUGAGAUUAAUUCAGACGCCGUUGUGAAACCACUAUGUCAGAACUGCGGGUCCUCUUUCUCGAAUCUGAACGAAUUCAUAGGUAAUUAAUAAAAUAAUCGAGUUAAUUAAUUCAUCUCAUUUAAUUUAUAUAAACAUUUUUAGAUCAUAUGAGAUUAACUCAUCUCAAACCGUCCGAAACCGAGAGAAAAUGUCGUUUUUGUGAUCAAAUUUUCUCGGAUAAUCAGGUAAAAUUAUCAAUAAAUCCCAUAAAAAUAUAUUCAGGAACGUCUGAUCCAUCUGAGCGAGCACCUUAUCAAUACAAAGGCCGAGUUCACUUGUCAUAAAUGUGACAAAAAGUUCUUCAAUUCGGUGUCCUUCAAACAACACUUUGCCGUAACCCAUACAGAUGUCAUAUUCAGAUGUCAGCUUUGUCUGAUGACAUUCACCGAUCAGAAUAUAUAUCAAGUAAGACCUUUAAAUGUCUACAGUUGUCUCAGGAUCAUUUGGUCGUCCAUAUGAACACAAUUAUGAUAUUCAAUUGUAAUCUCUGCGGGGUCAAUGUGCAGAGUCAAGAGAUGUUUCUAACGCAUGUUCAGAUGUUUCAUGAAAAAGAUGUCCCCUCCCAAUUAAAUCAAGGAGGUUCGGGAGAGAAGACUAUUGUAGUAAGUAAACCUACCCUACUGAUGAUACGGGAGGCUACAAGGGGAAACUGAAAAAUAUUAUUUUUCUUGCAUGUAAGUUUCGAACUUGGGUUAUCAAUGGUGCUGAUUUUAAAAAUCUUAUUCAUUUUUCUGAUUUGAAAUCAGCACCAGCGAAAAUCCCCAAAUCCAGUACCUGUGACAAAAAGUCGAAAAAGUACUAUUUUACAGUACUACUUAUUAUAAGAAAAAAAGUUACAAUAAAAAAUGGAUAUGAUUUUUGAAAUAAACGCCAUCGAUUGUCCUAAUUACGACACUUACAUGCACGAAAGAUAAUAUUUUUAGUUUCCCCAAUCUCCUUUUUCCCCAAUUGACGAUCCUGACGAUAAUAACAUCAACUUCAGAGGAACCUAAAAUGUUUUGUUUGUGAUCUGAGGUUUGUGGACGAUGUUGAGCUGGAUCACCAUCGUCUUUUUGAUCAUUGUAAAGUCCCCAAGAGUGAUAGGUGUGCUGUCUGCAGAGUCCAAUUAGAGGAUAUCAACGACUUUUUAACACACUCCAAGAAUCAUUCAAAGGAUCCGACGGAGGUUAGCUGCGCCAUUUGCAAGUAAGUGUAAUAUGACGACCCAAGUAAAUGGAUAAUAUAAAAACUAAAAGUAUCCUUUCAGACAAAUGGUUAGAAGCUCGGAAACCUUGAAAAGGCAUGGAGAAUAUCACUUAGAAAAGGUAAAUUAUUUACAUUGUUUGAAAUUAUUUAAAAUUAAUUUAAGGAUCCCGGUCCAUCUCCAGAAAUCGAAAAAGUGGAAGAAACAAGAGAAGGGGUCACAGAAGAGGUGAUCUGCCAUUGCGGACAGAAGUUUGAGGACCCCCAAGAUCUGCAAACACACUCCCUGGAACACCUACAACAAGUCACUUCGGAACAUCUUUUCAAUCUUCGGAAGGAAUUGUAAGUGUUGUUGCAGAGGUAAUCGAAAAUUACAUUCGAUUUUUCUGAUUUGGAGAGAAUAGGUUACCCCACCGGAUAGGUUACCGCACGGAUAGGUUACUCCGGACGUUUAAAAAAAUUUUUAAAAUGUUUUCGCUUCGGAACAGGAGAAAAAGAUUGGGGCUGCCCGAGUUCAGCCCCCCAGGAAAGUUAAUUCAAACCCUCACUGUUUUGUAUCCCUCCAUGGUGUUGGUGUUCACAUUCAGGCCGUCGUGAUCAAUACUAAGCGUGUUAUUUUUAGCAUACCAAACCCCCAACGUUGUACAUCCAACCCCCUACGUUUUAGAUCAAACCCACACAUUUCAGAUUGGAUGAGGGGGUUUGUACUGGGUCAGGGGGUCUGAACUGGACUAGGGUUUGUACUACCUUAGCCCCAAAAGAUUUUUAAAAUUUUAGUUUUCAUGUUGUUAAUUUUACGGAUUUUUUUUCAGUCUGAAUACAAAAGUCUUUUGAAAAUUCCCAUAAAUACCCGAAAAUACCCGGCCUCUCGGGUAUUUGGGUAUAUACCCGGGUAUAUACCCCGUCCGAAACCUAGUAGAGGGUAAUGUUUCCACACAAAUUUUUUUGCGCGAAAUUGGCAAUAAGGUGGUUUUCUCUCUGACCGCACUCCGCGUUUCGCGUACUCUCUCGGCGACAAAGAUCGUUCAAUAUCUCGGCUGCGCCUGCAAAGCGCGAGCUAAAAUUUUCAGGAAAUAAUAAAUAUUUCAUCGGGCGUUUUUACAAGAGACAAUCUAGUUCCUAAAAAUUUUAAAUUCUUACGAACGACUCAACAACCCUAUUAGUUUUACACAAAAAAUCGUUUUUUCCUGUUAUGAAGCGAAAACAUUGCAAAAUUUUAUUCAAUUUUGUACAAUUUUUUUCUAUCUCGAAUAGACAUGGAUGUGGGGCCGGGCCGGCUUUUUCCGGCCCCGGGCCGGGCGGUUAGUAAUUUUUUGUUUUAAAGAUUUUAGAUGGACACUUGAGGCAUUGGGGAUGGGCGUUACGGUAUGUUACAGUAACCUGACAAACGUCGGAUCAACUACAAAGUUGUUCAGCUUUACGGAUAACGUAUUGACACACUCCGGAUUCCACGUUUGUUAGGGUCAAGGCUUCAGGCCCAAGAUUUUGAAUUUAGGCCUGAGGCCCGGUUGGAAAAAAAAUUAUUUUUUUCUUGAAACGAAAAAUUAGGCUCAAAAAAAUAUAUUUUUGCUUUACUCUGUAAAACAAAAGUUAAAAAAUAUCAGAAGAAGGGAAUGCAGUUGUCGAAAUCAGCACCAUCAAUUACCCUAGCCCGCUCCUCACCUUUUUUUGCUGACCUUUUUGACCAGCCGACAUUUUCGUACCCAACACUAAAUAACAUCCGUUUAGAGGCCCUUUUGUUUGCCCUAAAUGCCCGAAAAUUUUCCCAUCAAUGAGUGCGUUACAAGGUAAGUAAACGGGUAAAUAUAACUGUUUAAAAGGACAUUCCCACAUUCAUGUUAAACGGAGACAUCCCUGCGAUAAAUGCAAACAAUGCUUCUCAACAACAGCCAGAUUGAUUGCUCACAGAAAAAGGCAUCUGGGAGAGAGGGACGUGAAAUGUCAGAUUUGUGAUCAAUGCUUCGAAAGGUAAGGACGGAAGUAAAACAAAAUUAUAUAUUUUGUAGGAACGAGUUGUUAACCAACCACAUGAAAAUCCACGAAAUGAAUAUCCAACUAAACCCGAUCCUACAACCAAAUUAA
This is a messenger RNA of Bursaphelenchus xylophilus (pine wood nematode), 3463 nucleotides long. The record is from the annotation of a GenBank genome assembly. NCBI's taxonomy places the organism in Eukaryota, Metazoa, Nematoda, Chromadorea, Rhabditida, Aphelenchoididae.